This is a messenger RNA of Lolium rigidum, 1244 nucleotides long. RefSeq names its product nicotinamidase 1-like. The record is from RefSeq and is a predicted model, not a curated record. The transcript has 5 exons. Gene Ontology annotation, biological process: pyridine nucleotide salvage. Bases 16 to 762 code for a protein of 248 amino acids. Gene Ontology annotation, molecular function: nicotinamidase activity. Lineage: Eukaryota; Viridiplantae; Streptophyta; Magnoliopsida; Poales; Poaceae.
CGCGCGCGCAUCUCGAUGGGCUCCGAAGGCACCUACGACGACGCCGGCGCCGCCGCGAUUGACCUGCUCCGCACGGCGGCGCCCGUCCGGCCGGACGCCGACCACCUACUCACCAGCCGCACGGGGCUCGUCAUCGUCGACGUCGUCAACGGCUUCUGCACCGUCGGCGCCGGGAACCUCGCCCCUGUUACUCCAAACAAGCAGAUAGAGAAGAUGGUGGAGGAGGCCGGGAGGCUCGCCAAGGUGUUCUGCGAUAGGAACUGGCCCGUCUUCGCGUUCCUCGAUACCCACUACCCGGAUAAGCCCGAGCCGCCUUUCCCGCCGCACUGUAUCAUCGGCUCCGGCGAGGAAAAUUUUGUUCCAGCUCUGGAGUGGUUGGAAAACGAUCCCAAUGUGACCAUCAGGAGGAAGGACUGCAUUGACGGUUAUCUUGCCUCAUUUGAGAAGGACGGGUCCAAUGUUUUCGGCGAUUGGGUCGCCAAGUUUCAGAUCCAAACUGUUUUAGUUGUAGGGAUAUGCACAGACUACUGCGUUUUGGACUUUGCAAGCUCGACUUUGGCUGCCAGAAAUAUUGGCAGAGUGCCACCGUUGCAAGAUGUUGUGAUCUACUCUGAGGGAUGUGCUACUUUUGACCUCCCUGUUGAAGUAGCCAUCAAUAUCAAAGGAGCUUUAGCUCAUCCACAGGAUCUUAUGCAUCACAUGGGACUUUACAUGGCCAAAUCAAGGGGUGCGAAGAUAGUUGACAGAAUUAUUCUUGAAUAGUAAAGACUGGAUCAAUUCAUCUAGUCUGACUAUACUGUUGUCCUUCAGUCCUUACGUUUAUCCGUCUGGUGUGCAAUAAAAAGUAUGUGGACUUCCUGUUUAUUGACAGGUUGUGUGUAAUUAUCCAGUGGCUAAGAUUAACCAGCAUUUACCAUCCGGUGUGUAGAAUAGACAUCAUUUCCCCCUGUUUUUGGUGUCGCGUAGUUUGUAUCUUUUGAGUGCCAAGAUUGUGCAUCCUGAAAGAUGUAUCGGUGAACUGCACUCUUGGAUAGGAGAAGACCUGGCGCAGGAAGACAAUAUCAGUCACCACCCACCAGUGCUGAAGAAACUGUCGAUAUGGAGGAUCAUCAGCUGGGCGCACAAGCAUAGAAACAUAUCAAUGUUAGUGUCCUGUAACCUGAUCUGAACAAAAGUUGUUAUUAGUGUCUUCCGUUUUGCCAUGUAUAUAAAGUGUUCAGUUUAAUAAGCAAUUUGUUCAGCCA